Laccaria bicolor S238N-H82 is the source of this 871-nucleotide messenger RNA. RefSeq lists its product as uncharacterized. The record is from RefSeq and is a predicted model, not a curated record. Lineage: Eukaryota; Fungi; Basidiomycota; Agaricomycetes; Agaricales; Hydnangiaceae. Bases 113 to 763 code for a protein of 216 amino acids. The transcript has 4 exons.
GCAGCGACAGCCACAGACAGCCACUCACGAGGCUCCACGUUUGUGUGCAAGGCUAUACUACCCUUUGCGAAGGCACCCACUUAACCCAGCAUCGCAGCUUCACUCUAUCAUAAUGGCCGACCCAGUUGCCGACAAGUCGGGGUUUUUGAGGAUGUACAUGUCGAACCACCCGGACACUCUGGUUGCCUAUGCGAAAUGGUACGGGAAAGUGAAGGAGGCGAUAUCGAGUGCGGAGAUGACAGCCAUCGACUCCAACAGCAUGACGCUGACAUGCACUCUGAAGUCUGGGUCGAAGAAGGAGGUUCGUGUAGCCAUUGAGCCACCUCUGUCAGGGUACGAGGAAGUCAAGCCGCGGCUCCUCGAAAUGAAAGCUUUGUCACAGGAGGGCCUUGGGAUGAUAAAAGCCCCAAAAAUUACUACGUUCAAACUUCCCGAAGGUAUCGCGGUCGCUUCUGCCCUCAUGGCCUUCAUGUGGUAUACCUAUCUGGCACCCUUCAACUCAGCUUCACCAUUCUUUAUCCCUGCCAAUUUUGUUCGUUCAUACGUUGGCUUCCGCCCUGUGCAACUUUCCGUAGGGUUCAUCGUUCUUGCUCAUUCUCUGGAAAGCCUGUACACUUUCUCGUUAUGUCGGAAGCAUUCUACUGGCUUCCUUGUCGGGGCGCAGUAUGUCAUAACAACACUGGUAUUAGGUUUCCCAACCUGGAUUAGUCUCAGAAAACGGAUUCAAGCGGCGCGUAUUGAUUCUGUCAUGAAGGUCGAGUAGGGUGUAUGUAAAUUUUCGAGGUUCCGUUCUUCUUGUCGCCUGCUGGCCUUGUAUAUAUUAUAGUGCUUGUUCCCUGUAGAAAAGCUAUCAAACUAUAUUAUCUUGCUC